UCCUGAGGAAGUCAGUCACGGAGUCACCGUGAAAAACAACACCCGCAAAAUGCCGAAUAAAACUAAAAAAGAAAAGGAACCAACCAAAUCUGCAAAAGGCAGCACGAAAAACAGUAAUGUCAGCGGCGGAAAGGAGCAGGGGACUGAAAAUGCAGACGAGGCGCAGCAGCAGCAGGCCAACAAGCGUCCGAGCAACAGCACCCCUCCCCCCACCCAGCUGAACAAGAUCAAGUACUCUGGCGGCCCGCAGAUCGUCAAGAAGGAGCGCCGGCAGAGCUCCUCGCGCUUCAACCUCAGCAAGAACCGCGAGCUGCAGAAGCUGCCCGCUCUCAAAGAUGCGCCUCCUAUCGAGCGUGAGGAGCUGUUUGUCCAGAAGCUGCGUCAGUGCUGCGUGCUGUUUGACUUUGUCAGCGACCCGCUCUCCGACCUCAAGUACAAGGAGGUGAAGCGCGCGGGCCUCAACGAGAUGGUGGAGUACAUCACGCACAACCGAGACGUGGUCACGGAGGCCAUCUACCCCGAGGCAGUCAUCAUGUUUUCAGUGAACCUGUUCCGCACAUUGCCCCCCUCAUCCAACCCCACGGGGGCCGAGUUCGACCCAGAGGAGGACGAACCCACGCUGGAGGCAGCCUGGCCCCACCUACAGCUGGUGUACGAGUUUUUCCUGAGGUUUUUGGAGUCUCCGGAUUUCCAGCCGAAUGUCGCCAAAAAGUAUAUCGACCAAAAGUUUGUAAUGUCUCUGCUGGAGUUGUUUGACAGUGAGGAUCCUCGUGAGCGUGAUUUCCUGAAGACGAUCCUCCAUCGCAUCUACGGGAAGUUCCUGGGCCUCAGGGCCUACAUCCGUCGCCAGAUCAACAACAUUUUCUACAGGUUUAUCUAUGAGACAGAGCACCACAACGGUAUUGCAGAACUCUUAGAAAUUUUAGGAAGUAUAAUAAAUGGCUUUGCACUGCCUCUAAAGGAGGAGCAUAAGAUGUUCCUUAUUCGGGUGCUGCUGCCGCUGCAUAAAGUCAAGUCUCUCAGCGUCUACCACCCACAGCUAGCGUAUUGUGUUGUGCAGUUCUUGGAAAAGGACAGCAGCCUUACUGAGCCGGUGAUCAUGGGCCUGCUGAAGUUCUGGCCCAAGACCCACAGCCCUAAGGAGGUCAUGUUCCUCAACGAGCUGGAGGAGAUCCUGGACGUCAUCGAGCCCUCCGAGUUCGUCAAAGUCAUGGAGCCGCUCUUCCGACAGCUGGCCAAGUGUGUGUCCAGCCCCCACUUUCAGGUGGCAGAGAGGGCCCUGUACUACUGGAAUAACGAGUACAUCAUGAGCCUCAUCAGUGACAACGCUGCCAAGAUCCUCCCCAUCAUGUUCCCUGCACUCUACAAGAACUCCAAGAGCCACUGGAACAAGACGAUCCAUGGGCUCAUCUAUAACGCCCUAAAGCUCUUCAUGGAGAUGAACCAGAAGCUCUUUGAUGACUGCACUCAGCAGUACAAGGCUGAGAAACAGAAAGAGAAGUACAAGCUUAAGGAACGAGAAGAGAUUUGGCACAAAAUCGAGGAGCUGGCAAAAUCCAAUCCAAAUAUGCAGUUAGUCUAUCCAGAGCUAAGGCCUGGCCAUCCGGAUGAGUUUAUGGUUUACAAUGACGCCGGGGUGCCGCUCUACUCCAUGGAGACGGAGACUCCUACAGCAGAAGACAUCCAGCUGCUGAAGAAGACGGUGGAGUCAGAAGCCACACCGGGCAUGAAGGAGCUGAAGAAGGACAAAGUUCUGAUGCGGCGGAAGUCGGAGCUCCCUCAGGACGUCUACACCAUCAAAGCCCUGGAGGCGCACAAGCGAGCAGAGGAGUACCUGACAGCCAAUCAGGAGGCCCUCUGACCGCCCCCUCCAGCCAAUCAGGAGGCCCCUCUGACGGCCCUUUCAGCCAAUCAGAACGCCCCACGUCCGCCCAUUCCACUCCUCACCCGGUCCUGAUUGGUUGGGGGGGGGGGGGUCAGGCUGACGUUCCGCCCCAGACUUGGCUGCUAUCUGGUGUGUGUGAAUGUGUCGCGACUCGCGCCCCUGAUCACUGUCCUGUGUCUCUUUUCGUUAGUCUGUCCGUCCAUCCAUCCAUCCCACGCCCGCUGUUCAUUUUUUUAUUUGUUUUUCUAUGUUUUUUUUCUCUGUUUGUUUGUCUCUUUGUUGCUCUCGUCCCUUUAAAACACUCCCACCCGCCGCCCAACUUCCCCUUAGCCACAGAAGCCAGCAUUCCGUACAGCAGCAGCAGCAGCCCUGACUCACAGAAACGCACGCACGCACACAAUCACGCGCGCACACACACACAAGCUGGCGCAGAGCUGUGAUCGGUCUGCAUUGCAAAGUCAUAUGAGCCUGAUGGAGUAUAGGCAUCGCCUACAGUAAUGAGCGUGUACUCAUGUGUGUCUGUGAGCGGAGAAGACCAUUUCUUCCUCUUCAACACACGCACACACACAAACACACGCACACCAAUACACACUCAUACACAUGGCCUUGUGUAUGUGUGACCUGCAUUUGUUUCAAACACAUCGGAGGCUUAAGAGUCUCAUGAAUGUCUCUGAGUGAGCCACCUCCUGCUCUGAGAAUGUCCGUCUGCUUCCACAUAAUGGUACACUACGCCACCACCACACAGCGCUAUCCUGCCUGAUAUCUGAACAUCUGAGCUGGCCACACGUUUCAUGACCUUCUGCUGGUAGAGCUGCAGGCCUUUGCACUUGCACCAGCUUCAGUUCUGCUGAUCACAAGGCCUGGAAAGUUUAUCAUUGCUUGCCUACGGGCAGCUUUGAUUACACACACACACACACACACCCCGUUACUUCACUCCAGUCUUCUGCCUAGACUCCAUCUACUUAACUAGUCCAUUCAUGCUGGUACUGCUCUGAUAGUGUGUGUGUGUGAGCACCUGUGCAUGUUUAUUUGGUUAGUGGCUGCAUGUGCGUUGUGUGAACACGCAUACAUUUAAAAGUCUCUUAAAAAGACGCCAGUUCUUGAAACUGUGUUUGGAGGCUGAACGUUGGAGAGUCAUUUCCAGACAGCCUCAGCAGAAACUUUCUAAAUCCAAAUAUAAUAAAUGUUGUGAGUAUUAUACUGUAUGAAACGACCUUGGCCUCAGUGACGGCCUGGAUAUUGUCGAUGUACACUGCUGAAGGUGUGCAUGUGCGUGUGUCUAUUCAUUGUUAAGGUCCCACUCUGUCAGAGAUUGGGCAUCAGUGACCUCCAAAGAGGUGUGUUUGAUUAGUCUUGAGGGUCUGUGUGCAUGUGAUUUGCUGAUCAUGUCCAAAACUAGCGUUUGAAUUGUGCACAGGAUGCUCAGUGUGCAAGCGUUAUCAGGAUGUUCUGAUGAAACUCCGGUAUUCGCAGACAUCCCAACAUGCAGCCUAUCCUCUCUCUAGACCACUUAGCAAGACGGACUUGCUUUCGGUGAGAAGAUUGAUUUACCAAUACGGUCUUCAUGUUUACGUCCACGGUUGGUUUUCUCUUUUUGUUUUGUUUUUUUUUUGCUCUGGCAGCAAUCUUGCACAGGUGUUCAAGUGUGAUUGUGUUAGUGUAUUUGUCGGUUUACGUGUGAGAGAUUUUUUUUUCUUUUCUUUUCAUGACCACAUAGUGCAACAAAUGAAAUGUCUUGUCAAUCAGAGGAUUGAAUCAUGAUGCAGAGACCUAUUUAGGUAUAGUUGCUGUUAACUUAUGCAGUUUAGUCCAUCCGUCGCUUUUUUUGCAUUUUAACAAAUGCUCAUUGAAAAGCGACUUUGUUUCUGUGACAGAUUUUAUUUUAGAAAUCGACUUAAUUUAAAUGUCCAGGUAGAAUGGUUUCUAGUGUAAGUCCUCAUGUAGCACACAGGUGGAGUGAAUUUUCCUCUCUUACUCUUCCUGCUAACUCCCCUUCAUUCCCACAUUUUUUUGUGGCGUGCGUAUGUGUGUGACAGAUUUUCUGAACAAUAUUUUUUGUUGUGCUUCAACAUAGCAGCCCUGCAGCUCUGAAUGAAUUUUCUUUUUCUUUAUAGGCAAUUGUUAGCCUGUCAUGUCAUUGUGAAUGAAAUGGCCACACAGUCAUUGACAUUGUUUAAUCUGCAGCUGUUUUCUCUCAAAGAUGUCCUCUGCUCACCAGCCUUUCUGAGCUGUGACAGAGAUUAAGAGGAUGCAGGCCUAGUCCAGCCUUGGGGCAGGGGGGGUAUUUCCAAGGAAUUGGUUUAGUCACUGACCCCGCUAAAUUAACUCAGUGUGAAGUUUCCCAAUGGAGAGGCGGCCUUACGGGUUCAUUGUUAAUUGAAAACAUCAAAGGGUCUUUUCUACUUGUUAGACGUUUACCACUUGUUCUUGCUUACCCAGGUUAAGUGACUAUACCUGCUCUCUAGGAUACCCCACUGAUUUCCUCUUGAGUCCUCUGAAUGUUGUUUCUAGUCACAGAGCAAAGACCUCAGUACCUCAGAUAAAGUCAGUAAAAGUUUUCCACACAGUGUCUCCUCCAGGCAGUCAAGUCAGCUGAGGCUGCUUGGUAUGCCGGAGGCUACUUACUUACUUACUUUCUUUAGGAACAGAGCAUAAUGUACCACUGCAGUGUCGCCAAAGCAACUAGCCCAUUUGUCCCACUUCUUGUCUUGUUUUGUUUGCCCGUUUCCAUGGUUUUCAUGCUGACUAACCUCAUUCCUUUAGCACCAUUUCCCCUCUGCUAGCCCCCGCUUAUUCCCGUUUGCCCAGUCUCGGACAUUCCGCUUUGACAUUCCAGAACCUACCAAAAGGCUUCGUUGAUCCAGGAAUUGGAAGCUAGAAUCUGUCUGGAGCACACACCCUUAUGAUGUCACAAGCAGCCGUUAGGAUAUCACGGAUAGUCAUUUAUUCCUAUGGGUUUGGCAGAUCCACAGCCACAUUUAACUGUUUUGGCCAAAUAUCAUGUAUUUUAGCAGGCGCCGGUGUUGACUGACUUGGCUUUACAAUCUCAAGUCAAUGCCUAUGUCAGCUAUUCAGACACACACAAAUGCACACACUCUUACAAACCAAAAGCCUGCCCCCCUCCUCCCCACCCAAUCCCACCCUCCCCUUGUCUGACACUAACCUUAUGCUGCUUUCCAGGUCAUAUGUACAUAAGUUGUACUUUUAUUAGGUAGAGCAUUACAUAGUAGGAAAGUCAUAUUUUGUACAGAUGUUCAUGUAUGUACAGAACAAAAAUAAAGUCAAAAAACAAAGACUCA
Engraulis encrasicolus (European anchovy) is the source of this 5184-nucleotide messenger RNA. RefSeq names its product protein phosphatase 2, regulatory subunit B', delta (gene ppp2r5d). Gene Ontology annotation, molecular function: protein phosphatase activator activity. The transcript has 17 exons. Gene Ontology annotation, biological process: signal transduction; protein dephosphorylation. Bases 50 to 1861 code for a protein of 603 amino acids. Gene Ontology annotation, cellular component: cytosol; nucleus; protein phosphatase type 2A complex. Lineage: Eukaryota; Metazoa; Chordata; Actinopteri; Clupeiformes; Engraulidae. The record is from RefSeq and is a predicted model, not a curated record.